Messenger RNA from Paramecium pentaurelia, 3333 nucleotides. The record is from the annotation of a GenBank genome assembly. NCBI's taxonomy places the organism in Eukaryota, Ciliophora, Oligohymenophorea, Peniculida, Parameciidae.
AUGGAUUAAAAUAUAGAACUUUAAAUACAAUGUUCAAUUAAAGAACAUGACAGUCAUGUUUAAUUAGUUUGUAUAAAUUAAGCAUGUUCAGCGAAUAGAGUUUAUUGUUUCUAAUGUCUUAGAAAUGGAGAUCACGCAGCUCAUCUAAUUGAUUAAUAUGAAGUAAAUAAAUUAAUUGAAAUGUUUCAAAAUAUUCAAAAAUAAAGCGAAAGUUUAAUUGAAAAGCUAAGCUUAAUGAUUGAGAAAAUUAAUGAAUCAUUGGCUUAAUUAAAUUAAGGAUUGAAAUAAAAGUACCAAAUAACAAAAUAGAGAUUAUAAAAAAUGAAUGCAAAUUAAUUGAAUUAAGCUCUUGAUUAAAUUGUUAAAUAUAGUGAAAAUACAAAAAUUGUACAAGAAUGUGUAGAAAAAUAUUCAAUUUAGUUGAUUAAUUAAUUAAACGCAUAAAUUAAAGAAUUGAAACUAAAUGAAAUAAAUUAUUCAGAAAUCACACAAGCGCAAAUCCUCUAAGCGGAGGAGUUUUAUUAAAAAGGUAUUAAAGAAUUAAAAAAAGGAUAAUUAUUGUCUGAAAAUGAUAGUAAAUAUGAGGAAGCUAUAAAUUAUUUUGAUUAUGCCUUGCUUAAUAAUAACAAUCAUUUUUUGUCAUUAGUUAUUAAAGGUAAUAAAUUCGUUUAUGUUAUUUAUUAGCUGAAAGUCUACGGAGGCUUCGUAAAUAUGAUGAUGCAAUUUUAUGGGCUGAUAAAGCAUUGGAAAUAGAUUCUAAGCAUUUGAGUUCAUUAUUUAAUAAAGGUAAUAAAUUCUUUUAUGUUAUUUAUUAGCUGAAAGUCUACGAAUGCUUGAUAAAUAUAAUGAUGCAAUUUUAUGGGCUGAUAAAGCAUUGGAAAUAGAUUCUAAGCAUUUGAGUUCAUUAUUUAAUAAAGGUAAUAAAUUCUUUUAUGUUAUUUAUUAGCUGAAAGUCUACGAAUGCUUGAUAAAUAUAAUGAUGCAAUUUUAUGGGCUGAUAAAGCAUUGGAAAUAGAUUCUAAGUAUUUGAGUUCAUUAUAUAUUAAAGGUAAUAAAUUCUUUUAUGUUAUUUAUUAGCUGAAAGUCUACGAAUGCUUAGUAAAUAUGAUGAUGCAAUUUUAUGGGCUGAUAAAGCAUUGGAAAUAGAUUCUAAGCAUUUGAAUUCAUUAUUUAAUAAAGGUAAUAAAUUCUUUUAUGUUAUUUAUUAGCUGAAAGUCUACGGAGGCUUCGUAAAUAUGAUGAUGCAAUUUUAUGGGCUGAUAAAGCAUUGGAAAUAGAUUCUAAGCAUUUGAGUUCAUUAUAUAAUAAAGGUAAUAAAUUCUUUUAUGUUAUUUAUUAGCUGAAAGUCUACGAAUGCUUGAUAAAUAUAAUGAUGCAAUUUUAUGGGCUGAUAAAGCAUUGGAAAUAGAUUCUAAGCAUUUGAGUUCAUUAUAUAUUAAAGGUAAUAAAUUCUUUUAUGUUAUUUAUUAGCUGAAAGUCUACGAAUGCUUAGUAAAUAUGAUGAUGCAAUUUUAUGGGCUGAUAAAGCAUUGGAAAUAGAUUCUAAGCAUUUGAAUUCAUUAUAUAUUAAAGGUAAUAAAUUCUUUUAUGUUAUUUAUUAGCUGAAAGUCUACGGAGGCUUCGUAAAUAUGAUGAUGCAAUUUUAUGGGCUGAUAAAGCAUUGGAAAUAGAUUCUAAGCAUUUGAGUUCAUUAUAUACUAAAUGUAAUUAAAAUAAAUAUUCUUUUUAUUAGCUGAUAGUCUACGAAUGCUUAGUAAAUAUAAUGAUGCAAUUUUAUGGGCUGAUAAAGCAUUGGAAAUAGAUUCUAAGCAUUUGAGUUCAUUAUAUAUUAAAGGUAAUAAAUUCUUUUAUGUUAUUUAUUAGCUGAAAGUCUACGAAUGCUUAGUAAAUAUGAUGAUGCAAUUUUAUGGGCUGAUAAAGCAUUGGAAAUAGAUUCUAAGCAUUUGAGUUCAUUAUAUAUUAAAGGUAAUAAAUUCUUUUAUGUUAUUUAUUAGCUGAAAGUCUACGAAUGCUUAGUAAAUAUGAUGAUGCAAUUUUAUGGGCUGAUAAAGCAUUGGAAAUAGAUUCUAAGCAUUUGAGUUCAUUAUAUAUUAAAGGUAAUAAAUUCUUUUAUGUUAUUUAUUAGCUGAAAGUCUACGAAUGCUUAGUAAAUAUGAUGAUGCAAUUUUAUGGGCUGAUAAAGCAUUGGAAAUAGAUUCUAAGCAUUUGAGUUCAUUAUAUAUUAAAGGUAAUAAAUUCUUUUAUGUUAUUUAUUAGCUGAAAGUCUACGAAUGCUUAGUAAAUAUGAUGAUGCAAUUUUAUGGGCUGAUAAAGCAUUGGAAAUAGAUUCUAAGCAUUUGAGUUCAUUAUAUAUUAAAGGUAAUAAAUUCUUUUAUGUUAUUUAUUAGCUGAAAGUCUACGAAUGCUUAGUAAAUAUGAUGAUGCAAUUUUAUGGGCUGAUAAAGCAUUGGAAAUAGAUUCUAAGCAUUUGAGUUCAUUAUAUAUUAAAGGUAAUAAAUUCUUUUAUGUUAUUUAUUAGCUGAAAGUCUACGAAUGCUUAGUAAAUAUGAUGAUGCAAUUUUAUGGGCUGAUAAAGCAUUGGAAAUAGAUUCUAAGCAUUUGAGUUCAUUAUAUAUUAAAGGUAAUAAAUUCUUUUAUGUUAUUUAUUAGCUGAAAGUCUACGAAUGCUUAGUAAAUAUGAUGAUGCAAUUUUAUGGGCUGAUAAAGCAUUGGAAAUAGAUUCUAAGCAUUUGAGUUCAUUAUAUAUUAAAGGUAAUAAAUUCUUUUAUGUUAUUUAUUAGCUGAAAGUCUACGAAUGCUUAGUAAAUAUAAUGAUGCAAUUUUAUGGGCUGAUAAAGUAUUGGAAAUAGAUUCUAAGCAUUUGAAUUCAUUAUUUAAUAAAGGUAAUAAAUUCUUUUAUGUUAUUUAUUAGCUGAAAGUCUACGAAUGCUUAGUAAAUAUGAUGAUGCAAUUUUAUGGGCUGAUAAAGCAUUGGAAAUAGAUUCUAAACAUCUAACAUCAAUGCAUACAAAAGGUCGUUUUACAUUUUAUUUUAUAGGUGAUUCAUUAAGACGAUAGGGUAAAUAUAUUCAAGCUCUUGCCCUUUUAGACUAAACUUUGAAAAUUUAACCAAAUUAUAAAUAUUCUUUAGUUAGCAAAGGUAUUUUUUUUUAUAUCGAUAGGUGAUUGUUUAAAUUCAUAAUAAAAAUACAAAGAAGCAAUCGAUUUUUACAAUUAAAUUAUAUAAAUCGAUCCAAAUUAAUAAUGGGUUUAAGCAAAGAAAGGUAAUUUACAUUUUCCUAUACAAAGCUGAAUGUGAAAAACUGUUAGAUAAUAAAUGCCAUAUCAUGUGAA